This is a messenger RNA of Tachyglossus aculeatus (Australian echidna), 3283 nucleotides long. RefSeq names its product translin (gene TSN). NCBI's taxonomy places the organism in Eukaryota, Metazoa, Chordata, Mammalia, Monotremata, Tachyglossidae. The transcript has 6 exons. The record is from RefSeq and is a predicted model, not a curated record. Gene Ontology annotation, biological process: RNA metabolic process. Bases 18 to 704 code for a protein of 228 amino acids. Gene Ontology annotation, molecular function: RNA binding; sequence-specific DNA binding; single-stranded DNA binding. Gene Ontology annotation, cellular component: nucleus; cytoplasm.
UCACCCCGAGCCCCAUCAUGGCCGUCAGCGCCAUCUUCAUCGAGCUGCAGGCCUUCCUGGCCGCCGAGCAGGACAUCCGAGAGGAGAUUCGGAAAGUGGUUCAGGCUUUAGAACAAACGGCCCGAGAGAUUUUGACACUGCUGCAAGGAGUUCAUCAAGGCACCGGAUUUCAGGACAUUCCGAAGAAGUGUCUGAAAGCUCGAGAACAUUUCGGCACAGUAAGAACUCAGUUAACAUCGCUGAAGACCAAGUUUCCUGUGGAGCAGUACUAUAGAUUUCACGAACACUGGCGGUUCGUCCUGCAGCGCUUGGUCUUCCUGGCAGCGUUUGUCGUCUAUCUGGAGACGGAGACUUUAGUGAGUCGAGAGGCGGUCACAGAAAUACUCGGAAUUGAACCCGAGCGAGAGAGAGGAUUCCACUUGGAUAUCGAGGACUAUCUUUCCGGAGUUUUAAUUCUUGCCAGCGAACUGUCCCGGCUGUCCGUCAACAGCGUCACCGCGGGGGAUUACUCCCGCCCGCUCCACAUCUCCACUUUCAUCAACGAGCUGGAUUCCGGCUUCCGCCUCCUGAACCUGAAGAACGACUCGCUGAGGAAGCGCUACGAUGGCCUGAAGUACGACGUGAAGAAGGUGGAAGAAGUGGUCUACGACCUGUCCAUCCGAGGAUUCAACAAGGAGGCGGCGGCCGCGUGCGCGGAGAAAUAGGGGAUGCCCCCUGCCCCGCCGCUGCUGGCCCGGUUUACCUCAGAGGGCUGCCGAUCCGGGGAGGGGGGGGGGCUCUCACGAUAGUUUAGGAGACCCAAACACUGAAUACGGAUCUUUAUUUUCUUACCGAUCGCGCGGUGCCGGCGUCCGUCGGGUACCGGCACGCCAGCGCGUUUUCUAGGAAUAAUCGAAAUGGCCCGGCCAGGACUGAAUUCCCGUUGUUGUUAAGGCCUGCGAAGGGGCGCUUGAGUAAUUCAGAGUCCCUCCGUCCUGUGAACCGCAGUAGUUGCCGUGAGAAACGGCAGCUCUCCGGCUUUCUGUUGAAUGGUCUGCCGUCCCUUUGUCGUCGCCUGCCGUCAGAGAGCCGUCCUAGCCUUCCCAAAAACGCACGCACCCUCAGAGGAAGAGGCACAGGUAGGGAUUUAGGAAAAACCAACGGCCCGCUUCCUCACUACGCGCGGCUGCCUUCUUUUGUCUUCAAACCUCGGGAGGAGAAGUUGCGGUUUUGCCGCUCCCCAGGUUCCCUCGGGCCUAGUUCUCCCCCAAAAAAGGAAAAAUGGGCCCUGUUGAAUAGGUCCAGUUCAGAUUUUGUUCCUUUUUAAGUAAUUCUCCCCCAAAAAGGAAAAACGGGCCCUGUUGAAUAGGUCCGGUUCAGAUUUUGUCCCUUUUUAAGUAAUUCUCCCCUAAAAAGGAAAAACGGGCCCUGUUGAAUAGGUCCAGUUCAGAUUUUGUUCCUUUUUAAGUAAUUCUCCCCCAAAAAGGAAAAACGGGCCCUGUUGAAUAGGUCCGGUUCAGAUUUUGUCCCUUUUUAAGUAAUUCUCCCCCAAAAAAGGAAAAACGGGCCCUGUUGAAUAGGUCCAGUUGAGAUUUUGUCCCUUUUUAAGUAAUUCUCCCCCAAAAAAGGAAAAACGGGCCCUGUUGAAUAGGUCCAGUUGAGAUUUUGUCCCUUUUUAAGUAAUUCUCCCCAAAAAAAGGAAAAACGGGCCCUGUUGAAUAGGUCCAGUUGAGAUUUUGUCCCUUUAUAAGUAAUUCUCCCCAAAAAAAGGAAAAACGGGCCCUGUUGAAUAGGUCCAGUUCAGAUUUUGUUCCUUUUUAAGUAAUUCUCCCCUAAAAAGGAAAAACGGGCCCUGUUGAAUAGGUCCGGUUCAGAUUUUGUCCCUUUUUAAGUAAUGCCACUUCUACGUAGAGAAGGGGGCUUUCCCUCCAGGCAGAUGUUUUGUGUUUUCGGUGUUCACGUUCCUCCGCUGCAACUCUUGGUCUCACGUUGUCAUUUCUUUAGCGGCAGCACUCUGCGUGUCCCAGUUCCACGGUCCGUAGAGGCCGAGGGCGAGUCUGGGCUGCCGGCCGUAUGCCAAAACGUAUCCUAGAUGCUACUUGAAACCAGUGGGCAGUAGGCAUCCUUUUGUGGAUUUGUGAAUAAAGCAAAGAAGAUUUCGUAUAUUUUUAUAUUCGUUUGGCAUAGCAGGUCUGUUACCGAAGGCCGCCCAAGAACCAGAUGUCCGGCUUUUGACCCCUGAUAAAACAGUUAUAGCCUCUAGGACAAACUUCAGGGUUUUGUUUUGUUUUUUUUCCCCCUUCCAAAAUUUCUUUUUUAAAUGAAACAUCCGAUUUUCUCCAACUCCUAGACAAGCAGUUUAUAACCCUUCCCCGACUCAAAGCUUGCGUUCCGAAAGUCGCGGAGGAGAGAUUGCUGUUAAUUACUUUUGCAAAAGUGCGUUCUGCCCCUUCUCUGUUGCCGCUUCUUCCUUCCCCUAAAGCAAUGGGCAAUAAUAGACGGAGAAGCAGUAGCGGUUAGGAGCGGGUUUGUAGUUGAGUGGGGCGGCCCCCUCUCCCCCGCCUCAGGCCCACCGCUGAUUUUCUCUGACCGAAUCGUGUCAUCUCGAGGCAACCUCAUCUUUUCCAACUGCGAAAUGGGGCAGAGAGAGGAUCCGCCACCCUGUUCGACGAGGGCGUUACGAGGAGGGUUGAGGCAGCGGCCUCGCGCUCGAGCGGAGAGAAGAGGCUCUGAGAUUCAAGGCGACCGGUGGUAUUUAACCCAGCCCGGUCCUCCGACGGAUAACGUAGAUCAGGUACACUCCCAUCAUCCUUAGGCGUGGAAACCCGUUUGAAGGGAGUGGAAAUAAGAGCGCGUCACGAUUUGGGGGCAAACUCUGGAUUUUUUCAUUCCCGCCGAGCGGCCAGGAAGGACGCGUCGGGAGUCCUCGCGGGCUUACCGAGGUUUGCCCCGUAGGCCGGGAUGAUCCGUCCCUCUCCGUCGGGACUGGAGAGGAUUUUCAAGUGGAUCACGUAGGAGAGGUGAAGUUUUUGACGGUAGUUUUGGGUUUUGGGGGGGGAGGUGGGGGGGGGGUUUGGCCUUGUAACCACACGUUCUGAGUUGCUGAAGGGAUUAAAAGUGCCGUGGAAAGGCAGGGGACGAUCACCGGAGCGGAGUUAGGGAAAAGGAGGGCGGCCCACGCCCGUGUAGGGGGAAGAGUCAGGUGACCAAAGAGAGCAGCUUGGAUGCGCGUCCUGUUAAUUCUCCAGUUGUAUUUGUCGCUGCCGGUGUGUUGUAAGCAAUAAAUCUGGUUUUUUGUUUCCUC